Molecule: messenger RNA, 1599 nt
Organism: Zerene cesonia (dogface butterfly)
Lineage: Eukaryota; Metazoa; Arthropoda; Insecta; Lepidoptera; Pieridae
Exons: 4
Coding region: 262-741 (159 amino acids)
Source: RefSeq, a predicted model, not a curated record
CUGUCAAAUCGUAUGUGCCAAUUUUUGAAUAAAAAUUUUGUUUAUUUUGUAAACAAUUUAUUGCGCAGGUAGAAAAUUAUUAACUGUAAAUCAUUAAGCUACUCCAAAUAAAAUAGGAUGUAUACUAUCAGUUUAAAAUUAGAAUUCAUUUAGAAUUAAUUCUAUCCUCAGUAUUUAUAUGGCUAAUAGGAUAUUGAUUUUUGCUCGCGUGUGAGCUAUUGUGUUCUAUUUGUUUUUAUCGAAAACUGUAUAUGAAAACUAAUGGAAUGGUUUCGAAGCAAACGGAAAUAUUGUUUGCGGUGCGGGCGGUCACCUACUGUCGAUCCAGAAGUCAAAUUAUUUAGAUUUCCUCAUCCAGGCACGCGUAAUGUGGUUCGGUGUGAAUUAUGGGCAAGGUACUGUUUCCCCAAUGAGAGAUGCACAACUGAAUUUCAAAAAAAGCUGUAUAUGGACCAUGAAAUGCUGUGCGAUAGACAUUUUAAUAAGGGGUCGUUUGUUGAUUUCGAAUGCACUAAGCUGAAGAGAUGUGCUGUGCCCGAAGAAAUUGAAUCUGAUAAUAUAACAUUAACACACCUGCCGAAGAAACGGCUUGUUGAAUACAGACCAAUGAAGGUAGUUGACACAACAGAAAUGGCGGUGCUGACCGUGAGCCCGGAAACUCUAACCGUGUCAGAGGAAUUAUGUACUAUGGAAGAACAAAGAAACAUGUAUGAUCUGGACUAUCUCAUAAUUCAAGAAUAGAAGAAGUUAUAUCGAACGACGAAACAUUGCGGUCUAAAGUGGGGGGGAAGGAAAGGGGAGGGGGGAAAUCCCAUGACUCAACGGUAUAGUUACGCGACUGUUUCCAAACGCUCAUUUUUAUCCAAUUGUGUGUUAAGUUAUUAUUUAUUUAUUCUAUAUUGCACUUAUUUAACAUUAAAGAAAAAGAAAAGUGACAAAUAAAACUUACAUCUAAGUACAAUGGGCGGUCUUAUCGCUUAGAGCGACUUCUUCCAGACAACCUCGGAUACAAUAGAGGACUAUUAAAAAAAUUAGAUGGGUAGUAAAAUUAUUAAUAAGUUAUAAAUGAAUCUAUGAUAGAAACACAGAAACAUAACCCUCUUUUUGCGUCGAUGCUAGUUAGAUGCAUGUAAUCCACCAGUCUAUUUUGAAUAACUUAAAAAGGAUCGAAUCUAGUCAUAAAAAAUAGUCAUAGUUUACAAAUUAAUGUACAUGUUUUAAUCUACACAUGGUAACUAAUUCAUAAAUUAAUUUUUAUAUAUUUUUGAAUAUAAAAAAAUAAUUUGUGAAUUAGUUACUGUGUGUAUGCUGAAAAUAGGGAAGUUACUGUGACAUUUUAAAUCAGUACUAAUUCUAGUGUGGGAAAAAGACAGAGCUCGAGAGAUUGUCUGGCACCAUCUCUUUUCCACACUGGAAUUAAUACUGCUUUAAGACAUCUAUUUAACUCUCAGAAGAUCCUAGCUAAGUAGAGAAAUAAAUUAAUGUUUGAACUUGUCUGUAAAUAAAUUUGAUGCCUAUUUAAAAAUAUAGUAUGGGUGUAUACUAUAAAUGAUAGACAUAAUUAAUGAGAAAUGUUUAAUAAACAAAUUAUAAAAACUU